Molecule: messenger RNA, 2167 nt
Organism: Ochotona curzoniae (black-lipped pika)
Lineage: Eukaryota; Metazoa; Chordata; Mammalia; Lagomorpha; Ochotonidae
Gene: AMIGO1
Product: adhesion molecule with Ig like domain 1
Exons: 2
Coding region: 364-1845 (493 amino acids)
Biological process (GO): brain development
Molecular function (GO): protein binding
Source: RefSeq, a predicted model, not a curated record
CGGAUCGCUCCCGCAGCACCCCACGACAGGCCCGCGGACUCCGGUGAAGGUGGCGGCCGUGGUCGGUGGGCUCCGAGUGGGCGCAGCGCUCGAGGCGGCGGCGCGGUAAGCGAAGCCGAGCCCGGCGAGUCACCGGGAGGGCGAUGUGGCCAGGCGCGGGCCCCUGCGUAAGGCGAGCGCUGUGACAGGCCGGCCAGUGAGGCGCCGCUGGGGAGGCCGCGACGGAGCUCCCGGACUGGCCAUGGGCUGAGACGCAUCCUCGCCGAGCAGUGACCCUUCUGUACCCACCCCCACCAGAACAUGCCGGGGUGAGUCCCACCCGAGAUCUUCCCAGUGGCCUUCCUCGACCUCCCCAGCGACACUAUGCAACCCCAGCAUGACCUGCGAGGCCUCCGGCUCCUGUUGCUGUCCUUGUUCCUGCUCCUCUCCGAGGUGGCCAGAGCUGGCCGAGCCGUGGUCAGCUGUCCUGCCUCCUGCUUGUGUGCCAGCAACAUCCUCAGCUGCUCCAAACAGCAGCUGCCCAACGUGCCCCACUCCUUGCCCAGCUACACAGCCAUCCUGGACCUCAGCCACAACAACCUGAGCCGCCUGCGGGCCGAGUGGACCCCCAUGCGCCUGACCCACCUGCACUCCCUGCUGCUGAGCCACAACCAUCUGAACUUCAUCUCCUCCGAGGCCUUUUCCCCAGUCCCCAACCUGCGCUACCUGGAUCUGUCCUCCAACCAGCUGCGCACGCUGGAUGAGUUCCUGUUCAGUGAGCUGCAGGCCCUGGAGGUGCUGCUGCUCUAUAACAACCAUAUCGCCGCCGUGGACCGCUGCGCCUUCGACGACAUGGUGCAGCUGCAGAAGCUCUACCUGAGCCAGAACCUGAUCUCCCGCUUCCCCCUGGAGCUGGUCAAGGAGGGCGCCAAGCUGCCCAAACUCACACUACUGGAUCUCUCCUCCAACAAGCUCAAGACCUUGCCGCUGCCUGACCUGCAGAAGCUGCCAGCGUGGAUCAAGAACGGCCUGUAUCUCCACAACAACCCGUUGAUCUGCAACUGCGAGCUCUACCGCCUCUUCGCCCACUGGCAGUACCGCCAGCUGAGCUCAGUGGUGGACUUCCAGGAGGACCUGUACUGUAUCAACGCCACCAAGCUGCACAGUGUCUUCAACCUCAGCUUCCUCAACUGCACGGAAUACAAGGAGCGCGCAUGGGAGGCCCACCUAGCGGACACCUUAACCAUCAAGUGUGACACCAAGCAGCAGGGCAUGAGCAAGGUGUGGGUGACUCCAAGCAAUGAGCGGGUGCCGGAGGAGGGGGCCAAUAGCACGGUGACAGUGUCCAAGGAUGGCAGCCUGCAUUUCAAGCGGGUGCAGGUAGAGGAUGCCGGUGUGUACACCUGCCAUGCCGUGGGGGAGACUUUCAAUGAGACGCUGUCUGUGGAACUGAAAGUGCACAAUUUCACCUUGCAUGGACACCACGACACCCUCAACACGGCCUAUACCACCCUGGUGGGUUGUAUCCUCAGUGUGGUCCUAGUUCUCAUCUACCUGUAUCUCACCCCUUGCCGUUGCUGGUGCCGGGGGGUGGAGAAGCCCACCAGCCACCAAGGAGAUAGCCUCAGCUCAUCCAUGCUUAGCACCACACCCAACCAUGAUCCAAUGGCUGGCGGGGACAAGGAUGAUGGCUUUGACCGGCGGGUGGCCUUCCUGGAACCCACUGGCCCCGGGCAGGGUCAGAAUGGCAAGCUUAAGCCGGGCAAUACCCUGCCAGUGCCCGAGGCUGCUGGCAAGGGUCAACGGAGGAUGUCAGAUCCGGAGUCAGUCAGCUCAGUCUUUUCUGAUACACCCAUUGUGGUGUGACCAGGAUGGGUUGGUGGGGGAGAUUAUGCCCCCAGAGAGGUAAUGCACCCCUGAAGGAUAUGAGGGGAUGGAACAGAGAGAGAGAGGGGGAGAGAGAGAGAGAGGGCUGGCUGCUCCAGGGAGGGGUUUCUCUUGACCUCAAGGGAACUGGUCAUGGGUGCAACGGCAAGCAGAGACCCCGGUGAGAGUGUGGCCACCAUGCUUUUCAAAUAUGGGCAUAUUAAUCCUCAGGCAAAAUGCGAUACCCCUACCCAAAGCCCUGGCAAUUCUGCACGUGGUGGAGGGAAAGGAGCAGGUUUGAGCUGGCUGGGGAUGAAGACGA